AUUUCAUCAAGAUCUUUUGCGCGCUUUGUUUUGAAGAUGGUAAAGAAAAAAAAUGCUGAAAACUUUCAUGCCGUUUGACGGUGUGUCGCCCGCGCCCGUUUGUGACUUUUUAAAAAAAAUUGUUUACAUCGAUGUGGGGGCGGACAGGAUACGAGGGAAGAGGGAAAGAGGACGAAAAGACAAAAUGCCAUGGCAAAGGCAACAACACGGGCUAGACAUGGGGGGCCACCAUUACUCAAACCAAACUGUAUGUAUGGUGCGAUUUGAUUGGAUGCCUUGGAAAGCUAAAGCGCGAUAUUUUGAAGUGUCAGAAAUGCGACUAAAUCCGCCAAGGGGGAGAUGAGAGUAAGCGAAUCGGACACUUGGCUUGCGAAGAUGGGUACACUGGUACAUCUUAAGGAGAAGAUGACCCCUAUUGAUUUUGAGGUCACAUGGUCAAUGGUUGAACUGGACAUAGUACUAUAUUGUCUCCUAUAUUUUAAGAAUUAUUUGCUUGAUAAUGACACCAAACUUGGUACACUGGUACAGCAUAAGGAGUAGAUGACCCCUGUUAAUUGUUAAUUUUUAGGUCACAUGGUCAAUCCACUCUUGACAUAGGAAGAUAUUGUCUGCUCAAUAUUUUGAAUUGAUAAUACUACUAUCAAUUAAAUGAUGUGUGUGUAUAACCCUUUUCAAUUUUGCACUAUGGGGCGCAUAUGUAUUUUACAAACAUCUUUUGUCAUUCUUAAAAGAAUUCAUUUUUUUAAAAAGUACUACAAAUAUAAGCUUUUUCAAAUUAUAAGUCUUUGGGGCAGGAUGAACCACAGGUGACAAAAUGAUGAAAGCAUUUGUAAAGAGAAGCAGUUUUAAGUUUGUUCUUACGACCUGCAGGGAUUCAAGGUCUCGAGGGUCAUGCAAUUUACAGAUAAGCUUCUUUCUUAACAACACAUGGUACAUUUAUGAAAUUGCAAGUAGUGUACAAGUACUUAUUUGUAGAACCAAGAUUGUUGAUCUCACAACUCCCUGACGAGAAUAUUCUUCGUGGUCCUGGGUAGAGAAAUGUGUAUUGUACAAAAGAGCCUGCUGAGCAGCCUGUUGGAGUGGGGUGGUUGAAUGUUGUACAAAAGACCGAUGUCUUGUCGGGAAUGCAGACUGUUUUGACAGAUGGUGCUCGGUGCCUGGCCGGUGCUGCUGGUGUGACUUCAGGUCAAUUCCUCCCAGCACCUGCAGCUUACCACUCAACCAAAACAGGCCAACAAAGUUCUCCCCAAAUUCUCAGGAUUCACUGGCUUUAACUAGGGGAGGACUUGGUGGAAUAUGGUGCGAGCUGAUUGGCUGAUUGUGUGGGGUUGGCCGAUCUCCUGAUAUUGUGAGGUGGACAGCAAAAGCAGACUUGUGGUACGAGGAUAUACACAGUCACAGGUGAGAUUGGGGUUGGUGACAUGAGCAGUCGGAUAUCAGAAUGGGGAAAUCCAUGCCUCGAGUUCUUCUACUCCUGUUUCUGUUGUCAGUCUUGACCAUGGUCUUCAUAACCAAAUGGGGCCUUGUCAUGGACGACAUUUCAACGACCGUUCCCCAGCACACUCGACACACCCGAGAAUUAUUCCAGGCUGCCAUCGAGGAAUCCGAGAAAAGGCACCAGACCAGGAUCGAGGAGCUUCAGAGGAAGAUCAAAGAUCUGGAAGAGAUACUGGAUUCUCAGAGACUGCAGAAUGAAAAUGCGACUGAACAAUGGAUCAACGAAUCCGAGAAUCAAGGCAACAAAGUUCAGAAGUACCUUAAUGAGAAACUCCAAGCAGCUGAAAUUCUUCAUGGAGUGGAAAUGAAAAAUGAAUAUGAACUGAUUGCAUUCAACAGAUUUACAUUGCAAAGAGUGUACCUAGUGGAUCCUGGGCUAGGAAAGCGAGUUGUGGAGAAACCCAUCGGUCCCAAGAAAAGGGAUCUUCUGGAAGUCAUCUCCUACGGUGUUACUGUUCUCAAUGAACACCGUAAAAAUUCAUCCAAGUUUUUCACCAUCGGGGAUUUCAUUGAAGGAAUAUUCAGAACAGACCCUGCUUCUGGGACACAUUAUGAACUUUAUUUCAGAAACUUGAACUCAAGAGAAUCAGGAAGAUACUCAAAAGUAGCCAUUCUUAAGCCUUUUGGGCCACUAAUGUCAGCCGUUAAUGCAACUGUUAGAACUGAAGAAACUUGGAUAAAUAUCAUACUUCCUUUAAAAGGGAGAUUAGAUUCUUUUGAGAUAUUUAUGAAAAAUUUUGUGGAUGUGUGUAUUUCUAUUGACAAGCACAUUUACUUAACUAUUGUGUACUUUGGUAAGGAAGGGUUGGACACAGUUAAAAAUGUAACAAGAAAUGUCAUUCAUACUCAUGGAUAUAAAUUUAUAAAAGUUAUCAACGUGAAGGAGGAAUUCUCUCGGGGAAGGGGACUCCAGAUCGGCACGGAACACUGGAAAGGAGAUGACAUGCUUGUGUUCAUGUGUGACGUAGACAUCAUAUUCAAUUCGGAAUUCUUAGAGAGGUGCCGGAUCAACACAGAAAAACAGAAGAAGGUCUACUAUCCUAUAGUGUUUAGUUUGUUUAAUCCCAAACUGGUUUACUCCCUAGUAAACAGAACAAUCCCAUCGGUCAAGCGGCAGCUGCUGAUCUCCAAGAACAGCGGAUUUUGGAGAGACUUCGGUUACGGAAUGACUUGUCAGUAUCUGUCUGACUUCAGGACAGUGAAGGGUUUCAGUGAGGGGAUUGUUGGGUGGGGUGGGGAGGAUGUUUUUCUAUAUAAAAAGUAUGUGCGCAGCAGCAUCAUUGUGAUCCGAGCCACAGACCCGGGGAUCUUCCAUCUGUGGCAUGACAAAGUUUGUCCCCUCACUCUGUCUGCAGAGCAGUAUAGGGGAUGUAUCAGAUCAAAGUCUCUCAGCGAGGCUUCACAUGCACAGCUUGGUGUGCUAGCCUUCAAAGAUGAAAUAGACAUCCAAAAACUCCAAAAGAAAAAUUAGUCAACAUCAACAUGUCUGCUGUGUCUCAUUUUCUGGUGUAAAUGUUAUUCUUUACAAGUGUGCCAAUUCUUUUCUGGCGAAUUUUCAUACAAUUUAGAAAUUUAAUCUUUUCUGUGGGGGCAGCUAUAAUGGGCAGGUAAUUGUUGUUGCUUUAUUUGCUAGAAUUCCAUAUCUUUGAUGUACAAUGUUUUGCAAUUUUUCACAUUUUGUGUAAUAUGUACCAGAUAUCUCAUGCAUCUGUUGAUGGAGUCUUGAAAUUAUAUACAAUCAGGUAACAAUUUUCCAGUCUAUGAUGUUAGCUACCAGUUCUAUUUUACAGUUUUAACUAAUAGACAUUUUUUUCAUAUGUUAUCAUUCUGGUUCUACUUUCAAGUUGAGAGUUUUACUCAAUUCAAAGAUUACUUCUAACCAAGUUCACUUUGUCAAAAAAGGCGAAAUACUGACAAAGUCAUUGAGUAGUAAAAUUGUAUGACAGCGUUAAAGCUAUAUGGUCUGUAUUUUUUUCCUCUGAUUAACUUCUAGAUAGAUUUCAUCCAAAAGGUAUGUCUAGUCAAGUCCUGAAGUUUUCUAUAACUGCAAAUGUGAACAUGUUUUUGUAUGAAAGGAAAAGAUCUAGAAAUGUCGAAGAAAGAAAGACAAGUGUUGUAGGAUAACAGAAUUAAAGAAAAGCAAGGAAAUGCAUACCCAUGUGAAGUAUGACUGUAAACAAAAGUAUGUGAUUGAAGUCGAGAUAGAGAAAACAUGUUCACAUUGGACUUCAAUGGUUUUUCAGGAUCUUAAAACAUUUUUGGCAAAUACAUGUACAACAUGUUAACCUAGUUAUCAUGUAUUUCGAACCACACACGUCAAACAAAAACUUCAAUUAAGAAAUGAAUAACAGCCACACGUAACACUUGACACUGUUUAUAAAUGUCAACAAUGGCCAUGGCUGUCCCCGUGAUUUCUCUCUAUUGAACUAUCCCACCUCUGUAGUGUUUAUAAAGAUAUCUAAUUGAAUAUUUUUGGAUAACUGGUCAAAUAAUUUAUAGACGUGCAAAUUAACUAAUUUAUUAUCCAUGUGAAUACAGCGAAUGAACCACCAGGGCCUAUGUAAAACAGUUCAUAAUAAUUGAACACCGUUGUGUCCAAUAUUCAUUAUUUUCCUCUUACAGAGGAAUGAAUAUCAUUUCGCAAUAAACAUGAAUUCGUUAUAAACCUAUUCAUUAUAAGUGUGUUUUACUGUAAUGUGUACAAUUCUUAUUAUGUUUAAAAUCUUUGUUAAACUUGCAUACAAAUAUAUGAAACACAAUGUCCUUGAAUGUGGCCACUAUUAAUUGUUGCAAAUUUGACCUUGAUGAAUGACCUUGACCUGUAGCAAAGACAUUAAUCUUUCUGUUCAUCAAAAAUAAAAUGUCUACAUGUACCUUGUAUAGUUAUGACCAAGGUUUAUUUAAGUUGUGAACAAAUGACAGACAGCAAGAACCACAAACUAUCCCCUCCCCUAAUCUUUUAGGUACAGACACCUCCCCUAAUCUUUUAGGCACAAAAAGGAGGGAGGGAAGCAUUGUCACAUUUGAGAACAAUUGAUGAUGGUGAGAAGAGAUUUCAUAGCUUGAAAGAUUUUCACCAUGUAUCCAACAGUGCUUCUGAUUUAAAGUUCAUGGGAAUAAUUUUUUAUUUUUCCUUUUUUAAACAGAAUGGUGUUCAAAAAUAUUAGCAUCAAAUUUUUCACUCUGUGAUACUUAAGAUGCAUACUUCAUGACUGCCAUGCAUCCAUGUUAACUGAUGGAACAUUCAUUUGUUGUUUAGUUUCUUCAUGAAACAUAUGCUAACUGUUCAGCUUUUUCACAAAACAUUUACUAACUGUUCAUUUUUUUUAAGAACUUGUGUAUAGCCCUGAUAAUCAGUACAUAAAUGUCCUAACAUAUCAGUAGCAUUCUUUACGAACAAUCAGGAACAAACGAUUCGUGUUUGAUUACUUUUGAUGUACAUCAUUAUACAGAUUUCUGUGAUUUUUUUUGUCUACUUUGUGUGGUAUAGUGUGGUUCAGUUGUCUAUAAUUGUUCUUCCUUAAUUUUAUACCUCCUUUCACUAUACACUGCCAUUUAAUAAACAAAACUGUGAUGACCCUUUACAAGAUUCUUGAUGAACUGACCAUUAAUAUUUUUUUCAUGGUCCUGAAUUCUGAAUUUGUUGAAAUUUAAGCUGACAGAAUGUGGCAUGGUAUGCUUGACAAGUAAUUGAUAUUUUUUCGUUGUUUUUGUUGUUGUUUUUUUUUGUUUGUUUGUAAGUUUCAUUGUAUGUUUAUGUUAUGACUGUGUUCAGAGAGAUAUGUUCUAGUCUUCUAGUUAGAUAUAUACAGUCCCUGGGGAUGUAAGGCAGCACUUGUUUACUAGGUGUUGUGGCAUGAUUAAAAUUUGACACUAUAAUAAUAAA
Molecule: messenger RNA, 5383 nt
Organism: Ostrea edulis (European flat oyster)
Lineage: Eukaryota; Metazoa; Mollusca; Bivalvia; Ostreida; Ostreidae
Product: chondroitin sulfate N-acetylgalactosaminyltransferase 1-like
Exons: 5
Coding region: 1442-2968 (508 amino acids)
Cellular component (GO): Golgi cisterna membrane
Molecular function (GO): glucuronosyl-N-acetylgalactosaminyl-proteoglycan 4-beta-N-acetylgalactosaminyltransferase activity
Source: RefSeq, a predicted model, not a curated record